Molecule: messenger RNA, 5081 nt
Organism: Juglans microcarpa x Juglans regia
Lineage: Eukaryota; Viridiplantae; Streptophyta; Magnoliopsida; Fagales; Juglandaceae
Exons: 3
Coding region: 306-4796 (1496 amino acids)
Source: RefSeq, a predicted model, not a curated record
AGAAAUCAUUUCUUCUCCUUGUUGUAAAAGGAUUUCUUUUGAAAAUCGAAAAAGAGAGUAAAGGGAAAAGGAGAAGCAUCAAAAGCAGAGGCCAUUGCCCCUUUCGUUUCUUUUUCUUCUAUUUUCCUUUGCUCUCCUCAAUCCAAGCUGGUCAGUCUUUCCUGUUCACAUCUCCUUUCAUUUCCCUUCUCAUUUUCCUUCUCCUCUGGAGAUAUUCAAAUUGUAAUUAGCGCAUCACUUUAUCUGAGUUACUGGUUCUCAGAAAGAGAUUGGAAUUGGAAAGAACAUCACGGCGUGAGAGAGAAAUGUGGUCAAAACUGGAAAUUGCAGUUCAAAUGAGAAAAAUCGUGAUCAUAUCAAGCAGAACAUGUUAUAGAUCAGUUUACAAUCAUCCAUUCCUUUUGGGCAUCCUCUGUUUUGUGUUAUUUCUGUACAGAUCUUUUCCUUUUUUAUUUUCCCUUUUGGUCUCUGCAUCCCCUGUUUUGUUCUGCACUGCCGUACUUCUUGGGACACUUUUGAGUUUUGGGCAUCCAAACAUUGUACCCGAAAUCGAAAAAGAUGAUGAUAGGGUUAGCCAUUCCCAUGAUGUCGCUUCUCUUAAGGCCAGGGUUUCGAGGGAUACCACUGUUGUUGUCGAUGAUGAGAGAGACGAGAGCUUUCUUGUAGAAAGAUAUACAAGAAAGGGAAGUGACAUAGUAGAGGAGGCUAUUGAGGGUCCUAGUUCCGCAGAAGAUAAAGUCGGGAAGGUUGAUACAUUUGAUGGUCUGGAUGAUUGCGUGGCAGUGAUUGCUCAUAGUUCCCGGGAAAUUCAGUUAGAGAAGGAUAUUGAAGGGGCUAGUUCGGUGGAAGAUAAAGUUGGGAAGGUUGGGAUAGAUGAUGGCCUGGUUGAUUAUAGGCCACUGAAUGAUCAUAGUUCCCGGGAAAUUCAGUUAGAGAGGCGAGUAACUGGGGAAGUCGAGGGAAAGUUUAACGGUUUGGAGUUGGAAAAGAAGGGUGACUUUCACGAGGAGAACUUGGGGAUUGAAUGCAUGUUAAAUGAUGGGGAAGCUCUCGAGAAUCAAUGUUUUGUGGUUCACAAAGUGGGAGACGAGAUUCUUGAAGUGGAAGAUAAUGUUGAGCGCCCGGGAGAGUUGGCCGAUGCUCAUAGUGGAGAUCACUUCGAUUUAUUUCCUAAUGAUGAUGAGGAUGGUGGUGAUGAGUCUUCGGACCAAGGGUCUGAUCUGGCAGAGAGUUCCUCACCGGAUGCUUCAAUGGCCGACAUCUUUCCAAUCCUUGAGGAGCUUCACCCACUUCUGGAUCCAAAAGCUCCACAGCCUGCUCAUAUGUCCCAUGAUGAUGAGUCAGAUGCUGCUUCAGAACGCUCUUGUAAAAGUAACAAUGCCAGCGUUGAGUCAGAUGAAGAAUCGGAAAUUCAUGGAGACGAAGAAGACGGCGUUGAUGAAAAUGAAGAUGACGAGGAAGAAGCACAGGGAGGCAAGGAGGAUGAAAGUAAAUCGGCAAUUAAGUGGACAGAGGAUGACCAAAAGAAUCUCAUGGAUUUGGGGACUUCCGAGCUGGAGAGGAACCAGCGCCUGGAGAAUCUCAUUGCAAGGAGGAGAGCACGGAAAAACAUGAGAUUGAUGGCUGAGAAGAAUUUGAUAGACUUAGAUGGCGCUGAUCUCUUCUUUAAUGUUCCACCCAUUUCAACGGCAAGACAUAAUCCUUUUGAUCUCCCUUAUGAUCCCUAUGAUCCACCUGGUUCGGCACCAUCUAUAUUGUUGCCAAUACGAAACCCUUUUGAUCUUCCUUAUGACCCAAAUGAAGAAAAACCUGAUCUCAAGGGAGACAAUUUUCAGCAAGAGUUUACGACAUUUCAGCAGAAAGAUACAUUAUUCCGUAGGCAUGAAAGUUUCAGUAUUGGACCAUCUGGCCUAGGGGGUCCCAGGCAAGAGAGGAAUGCUAUUAGGUUCAGACCCUUUUUUGUGCCAGAACGCUUCACUUCAGAGGGGACAAGCUAUUCCUCAUUCGAGAGACAGUCAAGUGAAGUUAGUGAAUCAAAGUUGAGCUCUAUUCCUGAUACUGAAUCAAUGAGUUCUGCUGCUGAAAGAGAUGACAAGAAGCCCAAUGAACUAGAUCUUUGUCAAGAAACAAAACUUAUCUCCAGCAUAGACCAUGCUUCUGAUAUUGUUGAACGUGGAAGUGGAUUCCAUGAAAAUAUUGAUUCAGUGGAGAUGGAACAAGUUGAGAGGAGGGAUGUUUGCCAUGAUGAGGUUGAGAUCACACUGGGGCAAGUGGGAAAUCAUGCUGAGAUGGAUUCUGGCUUGUCCGCAACAGGAGGCGUGGCUAUUCCUCUGGAACUUAGAACUAGCGAAAUUCAUCUCGAAACACAACAUUUUAUUCAUGAUGAUGAGGUUGAGAUAACAUUGGGGCAAGUGGGAAAUCAAGCUGAAAUGGAUUCCGGGUUGUCUGAAACUGGAGGGGUGGCUAUUCCUCUGGAACUUAGUACUAGUGAAAUUCAUUUAAAAAUGGAACCUGUUGAAGACGAGUACAGCAGUAGAUCAAGUUUGUCAUCGUUAUCAGAAAUAGAUGGGAGAGUACCGUAUGCUACAAAAGAAGAAACGGUGAGUUUGGAACCAAGAGCCAAUGACCUUGAUGAAUCUAGAAGUGCAAUCCUACCUUCCCCUAAGGAGCCAGAUUCCCACUUUUUGAGUGGGUGGGUGGAUGAAAAUCAACAUGAACCUGUUUAUGAUUCAAGCCCCCCGGAAUGUGAAAAGAUCCUCUCCCAUCCCUCCAUUUCUUCUGACUUGCAAGUAGAGAUAUCCAAAAUGGGUUCACCUCCAGUGUCUGUUGUGACUUCUAUUCCCAUUUCAGAUAAGGAAUCUGAAUUGUACAGUGAGAGAGAAGGGAAGGAUUCUUCUAAUUAUGAAGAACCUCAUGGAUCAUCCUCAGUGAUACAUCCAGAUAAUGAAAUGGAGCCAAGGUUGAGGGAAGUACAGGAGUCUAGUAAGGAUCAUGUUACACAGGUCAAGUCUCCAGGGGUUAACUUGGGUGAUCAAAAUGGGUCUGAAUAUGUGGUUGAACAUGUUUCAGUUACUUCAAGGUCAUCUUAUACUGAUGUUGGAUCGGUUGAGGAAGGUAUAGUAUAUAAGAAAGAUAGCUCAUCUCAUAGACAGGAUCAAGUUAGCUCCUCAAGUAAUGAUUCGGAGAUUAUUUUUGGGAUCCAUCAAGCUGUGCACGAGAAGCCAGAUUCUGAGGCUUCAAGCUAUCAGAUGGCUUCUAAAAAUUUAACUUUGUCUAGAAAAGAGGAACAACAUCCACGGCCUUCAGCGGUGGUCCAGCAUGUGUCAGUGAUAGCUUCAGAAACUGAACCUUUUGAGCGGCAUACCAUCAGUAAGAUAGAAACUUUUCAGCGGGAGCAGGAUCAAGUUUAUUCAUCAAAUUCAUCAGACUUUGGAUCUAUAGGGAAGGGUUUGAUGCACAGCAAUGAGGUUCUUCAGCCCGAACAUGAUCAGGUCCAGUUCUCGAUUGUUGAUGAUGCAGAGAUCGACAAAAGCAGCCACCAAGAUGGGGGCGAAAAGUUGGAUUUGGUGGCUUCGUCUCCUCAACACAUUCCUUCCUCAGAGGAACAACAGCCUCCUCUGGUAACUGAGCAAGUUAUAUUGGUUCUUUCCAAUCAUUCAACUUCUGAAACUGAACAUGGGAAGGACUGGUCCUUGAAUAAGGAGGAAAUCGUUUGCUACGAACAGGAUGAAGUCCACUCAUCAGGUUCUGAUGCAAAAAUUGAUGCUGGUCACCACCGAGAUUUGGAUGUUGAUGUAGUUUCCUUGGGUUAUGCAGAUAAGCCUAUGGUUGAGGCAUCCUUUGAUGACCAUGAUGAAUGCACAGAAUCAUAUGAUAUCCGGACAGAAUCUUCGGAGGUGGUGAAAAUGACCGACAAUGAAGAUGAGCUAAUAGUCCAUGAUCCCGAGUGCAAAAUUAGGCCAAAUUUGUCUUCCUCGGCUUCUGUUUCCACCCAAAUUGAUAUCACAGAUGGUCCUGAAUAUAAAUUACCCUCCAGUGGACUCUAUUUGAAAGCUGAUGUCCUUGGGGGAAUUGUUGAUAAGGACCAAACAAAGGUCUCAGAAGACUUCAGCUAUCCAGCAGAAGCUUAUGGCUCUUCCCAUGCCGAGCAAAAUGUCAACGAAGUUGAUGAAAUAAAAGAAAUUGAUGAAGGAUUGCUGUCAGAGUUGGAUGCAGUUGGCGACUUUUGUGUUAAAGAAGUUGUUGAGAGUACUGAAUUUGAGUUGUUGCCCAAAGAUUCAAACCCACCGAAGACUGAGAUGGGCCUCCCAGUUCUUGAAGCAAGAUCACUUGAAGAUAUUAACUUGGCUUUUAAGCAACUUCGUGAAGGAGUAGACGCUGAGGAAGUCAUCCUCCCCGGUGUGGUUGAUGAUUGGCUAGUUGUGGGAGAAUCCAAGGAUCAUGUCGAAUCCAAUUCGAGCUUGAAAACAGUUGAUGCAAAAUCUCUGGAGGAUAUUCAUGUUGCUCUCAAGCAAGUCUCACAGGAUAAUGUUCAUGAGCUGCCACAAGCGUUGGGUCCAAAGGAUUCGGCAGCGGUAGAAACAUCUCAAGUGGCUUCUGCCGAGGAGAUUGAAUCAACUGAUAUGGGGUCUGGUGUCCAAGAAAGUAGCACAGUGGCUGGUGAUAAACCAGAACAAGGAUGUUAUGAAACAUCUGAGAUUCUCAGUUUGAGCAUAUCCGAUAGAUUGGAUAUAAAAAGUAAGGAAGAAAAAUCCCAUGGUGCCAGCUCCAGCUCCAGCUCCAGCAAUUCUGAUUGAAAAUGAGGACUCAAGAAGAGAGACAGUGACAGUUUCUCGAUUCUUUCUCGUGGUUUCUUUCUGGGAUAAUGGGCCUUUGAUUGCCUAGUUUGAUGCCAUCCUGGUUUGAUCAAUGGUUGUCGCCUUGAAGAAUGUGUUUUGGUCUGGAUUCUUCGGAGUGUGAGAGUUUCUUUGUGUAUUGUACCUUUUUGAGAGCGAGUAAUUUGAGGCUUAUUGGGAGUUUUGUUUUUUUUUUUUAUUAAAAAAAAAAAGUUGCAUGCAGUAAAUUAUAUUUUUGGUUUUUUA